GCUAAACCAAACCGGUUUGGGUGGUCGGGAGGGGGCAGUCUUUACCUGCCUGAUACAGAUGGAGCAUGGCAUGGGGGUCCCAACUUGCGGUGGGCGCCGGCAUGUAACGCUGAACAAGUCACAUCCAAUUUGGCCUGUCAAAUAACGCAAUCGACGUAUUCCGUAUCGUGCGAUCAGUAAGCAAGAUUAAAUUAAUCCUCUUUUGUUAAGGUAAUAUUUAGACCAAUGCGUACCCACUCAACCCGCAGGUUAAUCUGCAGUAUAGUAGGGAAAGUAGGAUAGUAGUAGGGACGUUAGAAGCACAUCUGUGGCGAUAUUUUUCGCUUUUGUAUUUACACCGAAUAUGUAUUUCUUUCCCAGUAGUUAAAAAUAACCGUUAUAGAUAUUGCGAUUCUUAAAGCAACCCUACCAAAAUGUCUUCCCGGCGCUUCAUGUUACAGGAAAAAUACUUCUAACGUUCAAGGUGCGACUAGUCCGUGUAGUUCGGGGGAUUAGUGAUAUCUUUCAUGCACUUGUGUUUCUGUUAAACUGUACAAUAGCUGUGUUUGGUGGUGGGAAAGCGGGGCGUGUGGCGCGGUUUUUUGCCGCCUGCUGUUCCGCCGGUGGGGGCGGCUUUGUGCACCCAUUCCCGCCCUCAAUCUGUGUUUAUACAGGGGGACAUUCAUUAACAUCGCCUAUACAUCACUGCCGAAGCCGCAACCAUAAAACAGGCCUCGUACCCAUUCGCUAAUAUGUUCUAACCAGUAAAACACGCACAAAAUAUGUACAAAUGCAUUUGUUUUGAUUUGUAAACCCGACACCGAAAAUGGACUGAUGGACGGAUGAACACCUACUUACACUACAGUGCUAAAUAUCUUAUUUAGAUUGUUUUAACUGUUUGUAAUAUUUCAUAGUUAUUUUAUGUUUUUACUUUUUGGGUUAUUCAAUGUUUUAAUAUCCUAUAAGCCUAUUCUAGCGAUAAAUACAGACUUAGUCGUGGCGUGGAGUUAAAAGUCAACAUAACUGCGUAUUACAUGCACCUACAGACGAACACGAACAUUUUUAUCUGUGUAUGAUGAGUUCUGUAUGUAUGGAAUUAUACGAUAUGCAUAUUAUAUAUCCCAUAAGUCUAUCUUCCAGUAUUACUCUUUAUUAAUAAAAAUUCUGUAUGCGUUACACCAUCGAGGAAAUAGCUGCAGAAAAAAACGUUUGAUUUAACUGAUUGUUACUUUAUUAUGGCCGCAUACAGACCAGAUGAGAAUUGUGUUACACAGCCUUAUGUUACAGAUGUGUGGAAGUCCAUUUUAUCAGCACGGUAGGUUGGCGUGAUGUGCGCUGGUUUUCCCGGGACAGUGCGGUCCGGCAGAGCAGAUCCCAGCCGCUUGUAACCGGAGACGCGGAAGGUGAAACCCGGAGCCGAUCGGCAGCCAAUCAGCGGCCCGCGAUCCGUUUAAAGGGCCCAUAAAGAGAGGCAAUCGGACGGAUUCUUCACAUCUGAGCCCUGGAGGCGCAAGCAGGGAAACGCAUCACUGAUCUCUGACAAGCGCCCUAUUUGUCAUCUGAACGUAUUUUUCUGACUGUUUUUGGGGACCAACUGUUUAGAGACAACAUUUUAAACUGCCGGUAAGGAACCAGCCCGCACCUCAUCACCGCAACUCUUGAGUCAGGUGUCUGUGGAUCAACAAGAGGAUCUCGUGCCCACAUUUCGGGAUUUCUGGGAAUCUUCUCGGAGCUGCUCUGCCAUGCCCGUUCUCACCAGUGCGCAGCUCGCCUCCCAGUUUCAGGGGCGCUGGACAGCUCUCCAGCCCGAGGGCGACUCGGAUUCGGCUGGCUCUCUCCCGCUGGACGACAGCCUGACGAGUCUCCAGUGGCUGCAGGAUUUUUCCAUCCUGAGCGCCACGCUGGAAAGGCUGCCCCCGCACCAGGCGCCCCCCUGCCACAGAACGGACGCCCCUGCCAGUCCAGCAGCGGGUGACACGGCGGCCACGGGCACGCCCCGCGCCCUUGGCAGCCCCAUCAGCGCCAGCGCCUCCGCGGACGGCUGGCAGUGCCCUCAGGCGCCGGCGGAGGUGGACUACAGGACGGACCCGCGAGUGAAGCCCCCCUACUCGUACGCCACGCUCAUCUGCAUGGCCAUGCAGGCCAGCAAGAAGAGCAAGAUCACGCUGUCAGCCAUCUACAGCUGGAUCACGGACAACUUCUGCUACUACAGAUACGCUGAGCCCAGCUGGCAGAACUCCAUCCGCCAUAACCUCUCCCUGAACAAGUGCUUUGUGAAGGUUCCCCGGCAGAAGGGAGAGCCGGGGAAGGGUGGAUUCUGGCAGAUGGACCCCCAGCACGCUGACAUGUUUGUCAACGGCGUCUUCAAGCGCCGCAGGCCGGCCUCCAGCCACAUGGGGGCGCAGCGGCAGGGCAGGGAGGCUCCCCCUGUUGGCCGCCAGCUGGCUGUGGGGGUUCCAGUACUCGGCAGUAAACGCAAACACCCAGCACCUGGCAAGGCUGGGAAAUGUGGACGGAGCUCUGGACCCCCCCAGCCAGCGUCAGAGGCGAAGGAGAUGGGGGCCCUCAAGGGGGAUUUCAACUGGGCCCCCUCCUUCGAUGACGUCAUGGGCGGAAUGGGGAGUACCUUCGAGGACCUGGACCUCAACCUGGCCCUGAACUCCAUGGGCUGCGAACUGGACACCUCUCUACAGGAUCAACAUCAUGGCUCCGGGGGGCGCUGGUGCCCCACCGGGUCUGAACACGCCUGCGAGUACGUGGAAAUAAGCGGUGUGCCGGGCGGUGCCGCCGACGACCCCCAGACCCAACUGGAGGAGCUGACUCUCUUUCUGGAGCUGCCACACCCAUGGGAGGAGCUUAAGGAGGAGGCCACGCCCCCUGCGCUGGACCACGGCUUAUGCGAGGGCUUCUUUGCUGACACACAGCCCUGGGGCAGGGUGGAGUCGUACCUGUGACACCAGCCUACCUUGCCGUGCCGCUGCAGACACUCAGAAGAGCUACAGACUCCUGUUUGCUACAUUAGCAUUAUAUCUCCGUACAUAACGAACAUCUCGGUUUACCUUUUUACAUAUGUCUGAUGUAUUAACGCCGAGGCUUUUAUACAUGUCCAGUUUUAUUUCUCUUUUUUGCCCAAAAAAGAAUAACAUGACAUAUAAUUUAUAGUGCAAACAACUAAUGAAUUAUUGAAAAUAUUUUGUUGGGGGGAAAAAAUGAUAUGGAAUAUUUAGGUAUUUUUAGGCACUGGUUUAAGACAAUUAUGGAGGUAACUAAAUAAGGGAAAAUGUCCUCCAAACGCAAAGGAAAAAACAAUAAUAAUAAUAAUAAUAAUAAUAAUAAUAAUAAAGUCUUAAAGGAAAAAAAUGUCACACCUGGAAGUAGGCAAUGUAUAGAGCUUCUCAGGGGUGUGGCCAGAGAUUUUGGGCCCCAACCCAGAUCUAUUGAAUUUUGUUCCAGGACCCCCCCCCCCCCAACACCCCUGCUCCUGUAUUCAGGACCAAUAUCACACAGUUCUACCUGUACUUAAGAGUUUUAAAGAUCCUGCUUUUGACAAUUUUGGUGGAUUUCCAUUUUUUAAAAGAUUUUUAAAAAUCAGUAUUCUUUUUUUAUACGUGUGCAUUUUCUUUGGUUUUCUAUGUGUUCAGAUACACUGAAGUUAUUUUCGUGACUCUCGAUUUUACAUUAUUUUGUUUUCACGUAGUGAUGAAUAAUUCAAAUAAAUAUGCUGGCCAUUUGUAGUGCAAGGAAGACCAGUAUGAUUAUUAAAACUAUAUUUUAAUCUGUAAUUAUAAAUAUUCAUCGAUGUUUGUCUGCUUUUUUAAUUGCAAACAAAUCACGUGUCUCUGAGUUCCCAAACCAUGGCUCGUCAUAUGCAGACCCAAUGGUGCUAGAUUUUAAAAGGGGCUUUUUCUCCCCGUUUUUCUCUGAGAAGCCCUGAAAUGACUUUAAAAAAAA
Messenger RNA from Paramormyrops kingsleyae, 3930 nucleotides. Its product is annotated as forkhead box protein J1-B-like. Gene Ontology annotation, biological process: regulation of transcription by RNA polymerase II. Gene Ontology annotation, cellular component: nucleus. The record is from RefSeq and is a predicted model, not a curated record. NCBI's taxonomy places the organism in Eukaryota, Metazoa, Chordata, Actinopteri, Osteoglossiformes, Mormyridae. Gene Ontology annotation, molecular function: DNA-binding transcription factor activity, RNA polymerase II-specific; RNA polymerase II cis-regulatory region sequence-specific DNA binding.